AUGCUUUCCGCCCUGACUCCACGCAGCCCCAGCGUGGCGCCGACAGACUUGGACGAGGACAGCGAUUGCCUCGAAGAUGUCGAGGACAGUGCCGUGAUCGAUAUCUUAUCCGACCCCGAAACGCCAGUCGCCAAAGGGGGCCCUCGGCGCGCCUUGGAUGCCCCCACACCGCCUCCGGUUCCAGCUAGGCUGCCGGCCCCCACACGAGCAAGCCUGGACGUGGCCCCCCGCAGCCGUCAGGCCAGCUUGCUGCUUUGGGCGCAAGCGCCCGACGGCACAUCCAAGAGGCCGAAGAGGAUCACGCCGCAGGAGGCCGUGGCGCGACGCCGCGAGCGCCGGGAGCGGACUGCAGAUCUGAGAUCCGGAGACCGCCAGCUACCGCCGCCGGUCGUCGGCUACGACCCAAGCAUCGAGCGCCUCUGUGUGAAGACGGAGGUGGAAGGUUUGGAGGUCCACCUCCCCGUGCAACCCCUGGAUGCCCAGCAGCUUGUGAUGGCGGCCGCUGUUCGCGCCAUGGCGGAGCGGCGCGUGGCGUUUGUGGAAAGCCCCACAGGCACCGGCAAGACAUUGGCCUUGCUGUCGGCAAGCUUGGCGUACCAGCGAAGCUGUCACCAGAAGUGGGCAGAGGCUGGCCACACGCUGCCUCCGGCCCCUGCCAGCAAGGUCCCACCUUCCAAGGCCGACCCCGAGGCGCCACUGUGGACCGGCAACCCCACAAGCAUGCCUGUGGCCGAACAGCACGUACCCAGAGUGGUCUGGAUAGCGCGGACUCACGACCAGCUACAGCAUGCUGUGGCAGAGCUGAGGAGACUGCCCUACCGCCCGCUCGAAGCACUGCGAAUAUCGCGAGAACGAUUUUGCUUGCAUCCAUUUGUGCAGAGUGCGCAAGACAAGUCGGCUGCCUGCGAGAUGGCAACCAUGACUAGAAACGGCAGCGCGCUGGGCGGAGGCAUCUCUGGCUGUGAGCACCUAGACAAUGCCGAAGCCAUCGGCUACCCCACCAUCGCGGAACACCGGUCGAAGUUCGAGUCAGGGGGGAAGCUGGCUGUGUACGACAUCGAGGACUUAGUCAAGGAUGGCCACGACACCCACACCUGCCCGUACCACGCUGCCCUGGACUUGACAGCAGAAGGGGCUGGUCUGGUUUUGGCGACGUAUCCGAUGCUUCUGGACCCCUGUGUGCGGGAGACCAGCAGUUUCAGCACCGUCCUGCAGGAUGCCAUCGUCGUCAUCGACGAGGCCCACAACAUCCCUCAAGCUGCUCGCGAUGCGGCCACGUUUCGUGGCACUUUGUCCGACCUCCACUUUCUCAGCUCAAAGCUUCACGGCCUGGCACAAGCAACCGCAGAGCGAGAGGCCGUCGACCUCGCCGAGCGCGUCUGCGGGGCGGUCACUCGGCUUCACGACUGGCUGAAAGUGGCAUCGGACACGCCGGCGAAGCAGGCACUGGUUCGCCUCACGGAGCUGCCCUCGGGAGAACUGCGUGAUGGAGGUGGCAAAGGCUGUCUCGCCUUGGUCACGCAAGUCGCAGGACUGGAGAGCUCCGCGGAAGUGGAGCGACUGGUGCGAAUGCUCCGGUCCCUUCGGCGACGCUUCAUCGAGCACGGCCUGGAAGGUUGGGCGGUUCGCUCCUCUGCAGUGAACGAGAUGGAUCUGUUCCUGCGCAAGAUGGCAUUGAUUCUGGAGGAAGGUGGAAGAGGUGGCUAUGCCCUCACCGUCAAGAAGGCGACCACUGGGAGCCCCUCUCUGUCGAUGGUCAGCCUUAGUGGAGCUGUGGCUUUUCAAGCAGCAGCCCAUGCCUGCCAUUCGGUCAUCCUGGCCAGUGGGACCCUGGCUCCCUUUGCCCUCCUGGAGCGCGAGCUGGGUCUCCAACCAGGCCGCGGCAGCGCUCUCUUCGCCAGAUCACCGGUCACUACGGAGGUCGGACAGUCGGAAGGCAUUGGCAGCCGCCUCCGGAUACUGGCCUUGGGCUCUGUGGAUGGGCAGAGGCUUUGCUCUACGCGCAGCUUCCGCGCGCAGCAGCUGGACAAGUACCUGGACGGCAUCGGGACAGUGCUGCACGCACUCCUCCCGGCCGUGCCGAAUGGAAAGCUUUUCUUCUUCCCUUCGCAUGAGCAGCUGCAGGAUGCCGUGCGCCACUGGCGCCGCCGCGGCCUGCUGGAUCGCCGCAAGGGUGGCGCCGAGUUUCUUUGCGGCAUCCCCGCGAUGGUGGAGACCUCUGGACUCAGCAGCGAAGCAUCUGCCGAACUGGUGGUGCAGUACCGGAUGGCAGCCCGGCAGCCCCCUGGAGCAGCCCUGCUGGCCGUGAUGCGCGGCCGCUGCGCCGAGGGCGCUGACUUCAAGGACGAAGCUGCGAGAGCAGUUGUAGUCGUGGGGGUGCCCUUCCCCAGCUUGGAGACCGAAGUGCAGCUGAAAAUGGAGCACGAGAGGGAAAACAAAGACGCCUGGUACCAAGCCGAGGCGUACCGAUCAGUGUCGCAAGCUGCUGGCCGUCUGCUGCGGCAUCAGGCCGACUAUGGCUGCCUACUGCUUUUGGACGGCCGCUUCGCGGGGGAGAGCGCGAGAUUCGGAGCCAGCGCCCGCGCGGGCGCGGCGCGCGGGGCGAGGUCACGAGUCGGUCCCUCGAGGAGGUGUCGGAGGAUCUGA
Molecule: messenger RNA, 2646 nt
Organism: Symbiodinium natans
Lineage: Eukaryota; Dinophyceae; Suessiales; Symbiodiniaceae
Source: the annotation of a GenBank genome assembly